This is a messenger RNA of Vombatus ursinus (common wombat), 2486 nucleotides long. RefSeq names its product ribosomal protein L7 like 1 (gene RPL7L1). Gene Ontology annotation, biological process: maturation of LSU-rRNA from tricistronic rRNA transcript (SSU-rRNA, 5.8S rRNA, LSU-rRNA). The record is from RefSeq and is a predicted model, not a curated record. Gene Ontology annotation, molecular function: structural constituent of ribosome; RNA binding. Gene Ontology annotation, cellular component: cytosolic large ribosomal subunit. The transcript is spliced from 7 exons. Lineage: Eukaryota; Metazoa; Chordata; Mammalia; Diprotodontia; Vombatidae. The coding region runs from base 90 to 833 and encodes 247 amino acids.
UGGUCAAAUUAGCCUAGAAGCUAUCAGCGUGAGCGUCUCUUUACGGAAGGGCGUGCAGCUGCGCAUGCUCAGUGAGGGUCGCAGGAAAGAUGGCGGAACCUGAGCCCAGAAGAAAGAUUCCUUUGGUUCCAGAGAAUCUCCUGAAGAAGAGGAAAGCUUACCAAGCACUCAAAGCAACUCAGGCUAAGCAAGCACUUUUGGAAAAGAGGAAGCAAAAGAAAGGAAGGCAGCUCAAAUUCAGACGGCUGGAAUCAUUUGUCCAUGAGUCCCAUCGGAUCGUCCGUGAUGUGGCUCGUCUCAGGCGCCUGGAUUCAAAGCCUGGGUGCUAUGUGCUGAAGGAUGCACAUCGUCUGGCCUUUGUGGUCCGUAUGGAGAGGAUUAAUGGAGUGAGUAACCAGGUGACAAAGACUAUAGAGGAACUUCGUCUGAAGAAAAUUUAUAGUGGUGUGUUCAUUAAAAUGACCCCAGAUUCCUUAAAGAAACUUCGAAUUAUAGAGCCUUAUGUAGCUUGGGGAUAUCCUAACCUAAAAUCUGUCCGUGAGCUCAUUCUGAAACGAGGACAAGCCAGGAUAAAUAAUAAGAAAGUCUCUCUAACAGAUAAUACUCUGAUUGAGGAGCGUCUAGGGAAGUUCGGUAUCAUCUGCCUGGAAGAUGUCAUCCAUGAAAUCUGCUCAGUGGGGGAACAUUUUUCUCAGGUCUCGAGGUUCCUGUGUCCUUUCCCCCUGUCUGUGGCCCGUCAUGCUGCCAAGAAUAGAGUGGGCUUUCUUAAGGAAAUGGGCAAACCUGGCUACCGAGGUGAAAGUAUUAAUCAGAUCAUUCGGCAGCUGAACUAGGCCCAGGAUCUCAGAAGAUUUACAUCUUUUCUGAGUUUGUACCCAGUAUCUUCAAAGAAGAUUUCUUUUGUGCUAGAACUUUCUCUGGAAACUAAUGAGAUAGGAAGAAAAGAGUAUCACCUAUGUAGAAGCAACUUUUCCGCCUUCUAUACUUUUCCUCAAGGAAGAAACCAUAUUGGUUUAUCCAGCCAGCUUCAUCUUGGAUUAAAGUCUCGUGACCAUCGAAGAGGAGUGGCUAUACUUCAUACUUUGGGAUUGGAAGCUAGAUUGAACCCAUUCCAGUUUUUUCGUGGUGGCCUCCCAUCCAGAGAGCAAUCAGUUGUUAGCCAUAUGUGGUUCUGUACUCCGAGGGUUGAAUGUUGUAAAAUACACUUUGUCACUCUGCUCUUCACUUGGAAACUCCACUUGGAACAAGAUAAUGGGACCUGAUCUGGGUUUUGAAGUGACAUUCAAAUAUAAUGGGCUAUCAUCUUUGGGACUCUGUUUUUUAUGAUACCUGUAUGACUCAGGGUCUUGCCUAGCAACUAUGUUAGUGGGCUUCUCAUGCAUCGGCACUGCUCUCAUGCCACCACUGUACACCAGGUCCCAUUCCUUCUUGCCAUUAAAGUAGAGCUGUUGACUGUAGCCUGCCACAAAUUUAGCCCUUUCUGGGUCAAUAUGAAUCAAAUUUUGUUUUUCAUUACCCUUAUUUUGUGGUCUUCCCUUGCCCCUUAUCUUUUCCCCACAAUCUAAGGUAAUAAGUAACUAAUUAUCAAAGUGUCCAUAAGGGGUAGUAAUAGUAAUAGCCAACAUAUAGGGCAUUUAAAGUUUGCAAAAUGCUAUAUCUUUGUUCUGUCAUUUAAACCCCACAAUAGCCCUGUGGAGUUAAAUGCACCUUAAGCCCUAUUAUACAAAGAGAAAUAAGUCUUGGAGAACUUGCCCAGGGUCACAUGACUAGGAAAUGUCUAAAGUGUGAUUCAAACCCAGGUUUUCCAGAUCCGAGGUUCAGCAGCAUCUGUACCACCACACAACAGAUGUUUUAGCCGAGAUUUCAUAUGUGGUCUUAAGAGUCACUAAGUAUGCCCGCCUUUAUGUGGCCGUGGGAGAGAAACCAAAACAUGUUUAUUAAUCAUUUAUGUGCUCAGCACUUUAUAACUGUUCUCUCAUUGAGCCUUGUCUUGGGAACAUCACAGGAACUCCCCCCCUUUCUUUCUAGGCAGCUCCUUGAUCCAUCUCACUUGUUCUGACACACUGUUUAAGAUGCAGAGCAGACAUUUGGCACUUGGGAAAUUCACGAAGCAGCAAGAUUCUUACCUUGGCUGCCAUUUAGUUGAAGUCUGGUGAUGAAUGCAUUGUGUUUCUCUGCAAGAGCUCCACCACUUGCUUCUUUCCAAUGAAAAAGAAUAAGCAAUCUUGAAAUUUUGGAGACUGUUUAAAAUUGAGUAGGUUUGUGCUAAUUUUAUGGUUAAUGGUUUAAGUGGGAAACUAGCUAAGGACUCCUUUUUCCCUGGUUACACUAGCGGGAAACUCUUAACUGGCAUACUUUUGUUAGGGUCCCAGUCUUUCAAAUGUUGUCAACUUAAAAGACUAUUAAAGCUAUAUAACUAGAAAAGGUAAAAGGAUGUCAUUUGUAUCACCAGUUCCUAAAGUGCAGAUUAAAAACUUCCCAUACUA